AUGUUUUGCAAUCGUUUGGUAUUUGUGGCCUUAGCAGGUGCCCUAAUUUUUCUGGAACCUGUGAACACUGACAUCAGGAGAGACUGUCGGAGAGAGACAAAGGUUUCAUGGGCCGCUCUGAAAAAAAUGAAAUCCGGAGAUUUCGAGCAAAACGAUCAGAAACUGAAAUGCUACGUGAAGUGCUUCAUGGUGAAGAACGGAAUUCUGAACAACAACGCGGAGAUCGACGUGCAGAGAGCGCUCAGACACAUCCCGCGAAGUUUGCAGGAUUCCUCUAGACACUUGUUUAAUAAAUGCAAAUCUGUGUCCGCGACCGAUGCCUGCGACAAGGCCUUUCAGAUGUGCAAAUGUUACGUUAAACAUCAGCCACAGAUCUUGCACAGCGUUCCUUUCCUCUAA
Dufourea novaeangliae is the source of this 399-nucleotide messenger RNA. RefSeq names its product general odorant-binding protein 56d-like (gene Obp9). Gene Ontology annotation, cellular component: extracellular region. The transcript has 5 exons. Gene Ontology annotation, biological process: sensory perception of smell; olfactory behavior. Lineage: Eukaryota; Metazoa; Arthropoda; Insecta; Hymenoptera; Halictidae. The record is from RefSeq and is a predicted model, not a curated record. Gene Ontology annotation, molecular function: dibutyl phthalate binding; odorant binding. Bases 1 to 399 code for a protein of 132 amino acids.